AGUUGGCAUAGUACAGAUCUCUCCCUUCUCUUCUAUAUAAAGCCUUUUACAUAUUGCAUUGUUACUCAAACCUUGCAAGUGUUCUCUUUCUCAUCUCUUAUCACUCUCUCUCUCACACUGCAUUUUUGAAUAAUGGAAAGAAAUAACCAGUUGCAUCGACAAGUUAUUCUUUCAAGGCAGUCCCUGUUUGAUCAGGGUUUUCUUGAUGAGCAAUUUCUUCAGCUUGAGGAACUUCAAGAUGAUGCUAAUCCAAAUUUUGUGGAGGAAAUUGUCACAUUGCACUACAGGGAUUCAGCUAGACUAAUCCUUAGCAUAGAGCAAGCAUUGGAGAGGAAUCCUCUUGAUUUUAACAAGUUAGAUAGCCUUAUGCAUCAAUUCAAGGGAAGUAGCUCAAGCAUUGGAGCCAAAAAGGUGAAAGCUGAGUGCACUCUCUUUAGGGAAUUUUGCAGUGCAGGCAACGGAGAAGGUUUCCUUGUAAAAAGCAGAUGCAUUAGGACAUUCCAACAACUCAAGAAAGAGUAUGCAACAUUGAAAAAGAAGCUUGAGGCCUAUUUUCAGCUAGCAAGACAAGCUGGGCCUGCUCAGACUGCAUGUCGCCCCAAGUAAGAAAUUGAGUGGAAGAACAGAUGGCUGGUUACGUAUUUCUGAAAAUGUUUUGCUAUUGGAAGCCCAAUAAGCCGCCCUGAUAUGGAAGGGUUUUGUUAUUGGGUUUAGCAGGCUAUAGUGUCGCAUUUCAGUGCUUUUACAGAUGUUAUAAUAAGUCCUUUUCAAAUAUUAUGAGAUACCGAGUUGUAAAUAUUAUGAAAAAAAAAAAAAUUUACAUCCUUGAGGCAUGUAAAAAUUAACAUAUAUAUUCUUCUAUAGAAAAUCUCUAUAAUUGACUCUUGUCA
Messenger RNA from Manihot esculenta (cassava), 890 nucleotides. Its product is annotated as histidine-containing phosphotransfer protein 4. NCBI's taxonomy places the organism in Eukaryota, Viridiplantae, Streptophyta, Magnoliopsida, Malpighiales, Euphorbiaceae. Bases 133 to 606 code for a protein of 157 amino acids. The record is from RefSeq and is a predicted model, not a curated record. Gene Ontology annotation, cellular component: nucleus; cytoplasm. Gene Ontology annotation, biological process: cytokinin-activated signaling pathway; phosphorelay signal transduction system; phosphorylation. The transcript is spliced from 6 exons. Gene Ontology annotation, molecular function: protein histidine kinase binding; histidine phosphotransfer kinase activity.